AGUCGAUUCAUUCCCUGAACGACACAUCACUCGGAGUGAAUCAGUUUUCUGGAAGUGAAAAUGUUUCUCUUUCAGCCUCGGGACCAUUUUAGAUACAUGCUUUAUUAAUCCCAGAGGGAAAUUCAAAUUUUGUUGUUGGAAAACUAAAGAAACUCCAACCCCAGGCAGAACCGGUGAGAUGAAUGAAGCCCAGCAUGGAGUGCUGAGUAAAAGCUCAAUUGCAGCUCCAGAAGUCACCAGAUUGCACCAAAAACAACCACAACACAACGCAGCGAUUUCACAUCAUUAUUUUUAUAAGAUUCCAAUAACAAUGGCCAAUUUCAAUGAACCAAAAUUACCCAGAUAACCAGGGUUCCACAUGUGACGUCAUGCAAGUUGAGCCCUGGGGCAAGGCUGCCUUUUUCUGGAAUCCGGAACCCACGAUGAGUUGAUAGUUUUGUGCUUGAUAAUAAAGACUAUAAUUAAUUUCAGCAGAAGAGAUCAGUGUCUUCAGGAAUCAGCAGUGAGUCUAUGAGCUGUGUGUCCAUACACUAAUAUUCAAAAAUGGAGAGCUGUGAUCUGGACACAGAUAAUGUGACCCCACCUUCAGAAAAGCGUGAAGUCCAGAGAAAGAGAUCAGACUCACCAGAACCCAGCUGUGUCUCCAUGAAGAGUGAUGCAUCUAUGCAUCAACCUUUCGGCUUAAGAAGUGGAGACCCCUCACCUGUACACAGUGAACUGCAGAGAAAGAGAUCAGACUCACCAGAACCCAGCUGUGUCUCCAUGAAGAGUGAUGCGUCUAUGCAUCAACCUUUCGGCUUAAAAAGUGGAAACCCCUCAUCUGUACACAGUGAACUCCAGAGAAAGAGAUCAGACUCACCAGAACCCAGCUGUAUCUCCAUGAAGAGUGAUACGUCUAUGCAUCAACCUUUUGGAUUUAAAAGUGGAAACCGCUCAUCUGUACACAGUGAACUCCAGAGAAAGAGAUCAGACUCACCAGAACCCAGCUGUGUCUCCAUGAAGAGUGAUGCGUCUAUGCAUCAACCUUUCGGCUUAAAAAGUGGAAACCGCUCAUCUGUACACAGUGAACUCCAGAGAAAGAGAUCAGAUUCUCCAGAACCCAGCUGUGUCUCCAUGAAGAGCGAUACGUCUAUGCAUCAACCUUUUGGCUUUAACAGUGGAAACCGCUCAUCUGUACACAGUGAACUCCAGAGAAAAAGAUCAGACUCUCCAGAACCCAGCUGUGUCUCCAUGAAGAGUGAUACGUCUAUGCAUCAACCUUUUGGCUUUAACAGUGGAAACCACUCAUCUGUACACAGUGAACUCCAGAGAAAGAGAUCAGACUCUCCAGAACCCAGCUGUGUCUCCAUGAAGACCGAUACGUCUAUGCAUCAACCUUUUGGCUUUAACAGUGGAAACCGCUCAUCUGUACACAGUGAACUCCAGAGAAAGAGAUCAGACUCUUCAGAACCCAGCUGUGUCUCCAUGAAGAGCGAUACGUCUAUGCAUCAACCUUUUGGCUUUAACAGUGGAAACCACUCAUCUGUACACAGUGAACUGCAGAGAAAGAGAUCAGACUCACCAGAACCCAGCUGUGUCUCCAUGAAGAGUGAUGCGUCUAUGCAUCAACCUUUCGGCUUAAAAAGUGGAAACCCCUCACCUGUACACAGUGAACUCCAGAGAAAGAGAUCAGACUCUCCAGAACCCAGCUGUGUCUCCAUGAAGAGCGAUACGUCUAUGCAUCAACCUUUUGGCUUUAACAGUGGAAACCGCUCAUCUGUACACAGUGAACUCCAGAGAAAGAGAUCAGACUCUUCAGAACCCAGCUGUGUGUCCAUGAAGAGCGAUACGUCUAUGCAUCAACCUUUUGGCUUUAAAAGUGGAAACCGCUCAUCUGUACACAGUGAUUUACAGAAGGCAGGAGACAGAAGAGAAAAGAUCUUCAUCACAGAUACAGGACACGCCCCAGAAUCUCCUGCGGGAAAUGAAUUCCAGAAAAAGUUCAGAUUAAAUCUGAUGAAGAAGUUUCAGUGUUUAAAUGGAGUGAUAAUAAAGCAGGAAAACCGAGUGCUACUGAAUGAGAUCUACACAGAGCUCUACAUCACAGAGGGAGACAGUGGAGACGUCAAUAAAGAACAUGAGGUGAGACGGAUCGAGGCAGCGUCCAGGAGAAAAACAACAGAGGAAACACCAAUCAAAUGCAACGACAUCUUUAAGCCCUUAUCUGAAGAAGACGAACCCAUCAGAACUGUAGUGACAAAGGGAGUGGCUGGUAUCGGAAAAACAGUCUCUGUGCAGAAGUUCAUUGUAGACUGGGCUGAAGGGAAAGCAAAUCAGGACGUCCCCCUCAUAUUUCCACUUCCUUUCAGAGAGCUGAAUCUGAUGAAGGACCAAAAACUGAGUCUGAUGGAGCUCCUUCAUGUCUGUUUUAAAGAAACAAAGGAAACAGAAAUGUCCAGGUUGGAAAAGGUUCUGUUCAUUUUUGAUGGAUUGGACGAGUGUCGUUUCCCUCUGGAUUUCCAGAACACAGUGAGAGAGUGUGGUGUAACUGAAUCAGCAUCAGUGGAUGUGUUGGUGAUAAACCUGAUCAAAGGGAAUCUGCUUCCCUCUGCUCUCAUCUGGAUCACCUCCCGACCAGCAGCAGCUGAUCAAAUCCCCUCUGAGUACGUCCAUCGAGUCACAGAGGUACGAGGGUUCAAUGACCCACAGAAGGAGGAGUACUUCAGGAAGAGGGUCAGUGAUCAGAUCCUGGCCGAGAACAUCAUCUCACACCUGAAGUCAUUAAGAAGCCUCUACAUCAUGUGUCACAUUCCAGUCUUCUGCUGGAUUUCAGCCGCUGUUCUCGAGAGAAUGUUGGGUGAAGCAGAGAGUGGAGAGAUCCCCAAGACUCUGACUCAAAUGUACACACACUUCCUCAUCAUUCAGACAAACAUCAUCAGGGAAAAGUACUCAAAGAAGCAGGAGAGUGAUGAAGAAAUGCUUCUCAAACUGGGAAAACUGGCUUUUCAGCAGCUGGAGAAAGGCAACCUGAUCUUCUAUGAGGAAGACCUGCGAGGGUGUGGCAUUGAUGUGACAGAAGCAGCAGUGUACUCAGGUUUGUGUACGCAGAUCUUCAGAGAGGAGGUUGGGCUUCACCAGAGUAAAGUGUACUGCUUUGUUCAUCUGAGCGUUCAGGAGCAUCUCGCAGCUCUGUAUGUGCAUCUGACCUUCAUGAAGGAAAAGAGAAAUGUUCUUGAUCAGACUCGGCCCUUUAAGACAAUUUUAGAUGUACACAGGCGUGCUGUAGAUCAGACCUUAAAAAGUCAGACUGGACAUCUGGAUCUGUUCCUCCGCUUUCUUCUGGGUCUCUCACUGGAGUCCAAUCAGAAACUCUUACAUGCCUUAGUAACACAGACAGGAAGUAGCUCCCAGAGCAAAAAGGAAACAGUUCGGUACAUUAAGGAGAAGAUCAGUGAAGAUCUUCCUGCAGAAAAAUGCAUCAAUCUGUUCCACUGUCUGAAUGAACUGGGUGACGAUUCUCUCGUGGAGGAAAUCCAACGCUACCUGAAAUCUGGAAAACAAAGUGAACUCUCUCCUUCACAGUGGUCUGCUCUGGCGUUUGUGUUACUGACUUCAGCACAGGAGCUGGAGGAGUUUGACCUGAGUAAAUAUACCAGGACAGAGAAGAUACCAGAUGAGGUUCUUGUGAAGGUGAUGCCUGUGAUUGCAGCAUCCAGAAAAGCCGUGAUCAGUUGUGAUACGAUUAAAGGGAGAAGCGCUGAAGCUCUGGUCUCAGCGCUCAACUCAGAAACCUCCAGUCUGAGAGAACUGCAUCUGACUGUGAAGACACUGGAUCUGUCUCGGAAUAAACUAGAAGACUCAGGAGUGAAGCGUCUCUGUGCUGGACUGGAGAAUCCUCACUGUAAACUGGAGACACUGGGGUUGGAGCGUUGUGGUGUCUCAGAUGAAGGCUGUGCUGCUCUGAGUUCAGCUCUGAGAUCAAACCCCUCACACCUGAGACAACUGGAUCUGUCUGAUAAUAAUCUGGGAGACUCAGGAGUGAAGCGUCUCUGUGCUGUACUGGAGAAUCCUCACUGUAAACUGGAGACACUGAGGUUGGAUGGUUGUGGUGUCUCAGAUGAAGGCUGUGCUGCUCUGAGUUCAGCUCUGAGAUCAAACCCCUCACACCUGAGAGAACUGAAUCUGUCCCGUAAUAAUAAUCUGGGAGACUCAGGAGUGAAGCGUCUCUGUGCUGUACUGGAGAAUCCUCACUGUAAACUGGAGACACUGUGGUUGCAGUAUUGUGGUGUCUCAGAUGAAGGCUGUGCUGCUCUGAGUUCAGCUCUGAGAUCAAACCCCUCACACCUGAGAGACCUGAAUCUGACUAAUAAUAAUCUGGGAGACUCAGGAGUGAAGCGUCUCUGUGCUGGACUGGAGAAUCCUCACUGUAAACUGGAGAGACUGAGGUUGUGUGGUUGUGGUGUCUCAGAUGAAGGCUGUGCUGCUCUGAGUUCAGCUCUGAGAUCAAACCCCUCACACCUGAGAGAACUGAAUCUGACUAAUAAUAAGCUGGGAGACUCAGGAGUGAAGAGUCUCUGUGCUGGACUGGAGAAUCCUCACUGUAAAGUGGAGAUACUGGGGUUGCAGUAUUGUGGUGUCUCAGAUGAAGGCUGUGCUGCUCUAAGUUCAGCUCUGAGAUCAAACUCCUCACACCUGAGAUACCUGGAUCUGACUAAUAAUAAUCUGGGAGACUCAGGAGUGAAGCGUCUCUGUGCUGUACUGGAGAAUCCUCACUGUAAAGUGGAGACACUGGGGUUGGGGUAUUGUGGCAUCUCAGAUGAAGGCUGUGCUGCUCUGAGUUCAGCUCUGAGAUCAAACCCCUCACACCUGAGAGACCUGAAUCUGUCUGGGAGUAAAAUCGGAGACUUCAGAAAGAAUCUGCUCUCUGCUCUUGAGAAUGAUAAACAUUACAAACUACAGAGACUGAUUGUGUGAUGAACAUCUGUGUGUGAUGAAGACUCUGGUGUUCCUGCAUUUCCAUGCUGGGGAACAGACAACACAUUCAUAAACACGUCAGUCAUUUAGUUCUAACAAAUGAAAGAGUCUGGAGACGUGGUCAGUGUGUGUUCAUGGUGCACAGUGAAUCAGACUGCACACAAUUCUACACUGAAUGUGGAACAUCUUGUGAGCUGCAUGAAACUGCCUGGACCUCAGUCCCUUAAAAACCCUGAAAGAGCAGGUGGAAAAGCACAGGGACUCGAGCUGAACCCAGUCAGUGGAAGAGGGAGCUGAAAUGGACAGGAACAGUUUCAGGACAUUGAGAUUCUCACCUGACAGGAUCGGCAUUUCAGGAAUUAAUCUGAGGCCCCGAGGAGACUCACCACAAGGCACAUUUAUCACUUUGUCCUUUGGUUGGUGUUUAAUGUAGUUUAGAUCUUUUUUAUUACAGGAUCAGACCAAAUCUGUUCAUAAUUUUCUCUAUCUGUCAGAGCCUUUGCUUAAGUAUACACUACUUAUAGGAUUUUUGCAGAAUUUUAUGAGUCAAAUACAUUUUGAGUGAACUAUAAAAGAUUAGAUUAGAUAGAACUUUAUUGCUCUCUUUGGGAGGGUUCCAUCAGGGAAAUUAAAAUUCCAGUAGCAUCAUUAUCGGAUAAAUAGAAUAGAAAAAAGAGAGAACAUCUAGAUAAAUUAUUUCAAAAACUUCUAGAUAAAUAAAUUAUUUACAUAUACAAAUAUAUUUAAAUAAAUAAAUAAAACAUGUAUAUAAUUUACCAGCCUUGAAAAUAUUGACCUCAGCCCAUAGGCCUCGGUCAGUAUUUUCAAGACCUUGGUCACGGUAUUUCACGAUACAGACUGACCUUAAACUGGUAAAUAAUAUUUUUUUUCUUUACCAAAUUCUAACAGAAAAUGAGAGCACCUGAAAAGGGAAACAAAGCCAAGGCGAGCCGCCAUUUUGAAUCCUCAUUCACGGCUGUCAUGCAAACGGCUUCCUCCUCAGUAUACAAGUGCACUUCCAUGGCAGGAAAAAAAAAACUACAUUUUGCUACCUAUGCAGUCCUCUAUUUAUACAAAAUUGAGUAAUUCAGAAUUCAGCCGUGUCCAGGGUUCCCACGGUCAUGGAAAUCCUGGAAAAGUCAUGGAAAUUUAAAAUGUCAUUUUCCAGGCCUGGAAAAGUCAUGGAAUUUUGUAAAUUUAGUGAAAGUUUUGGAAAAGUCAUGGAAUUUUAGUAUCUCGUUCACACAACUACAGUGUUAUUAUCAUUAGGCAGUGUUAUCAUUAUUAUUUAUGAUUAUUUAUGAAGUAUGUGCCAGCCGCUCCAGCACGAAAUUUGACUCGCGACAGGAACGUUGACUCUACGGCCCUGUCUCUGGCUGUGAGGGAGGGGGAGGGGAUGGGUUGCCUAGUAACAAAACUAAUACUGAACAAAUCUCUCUUUUGGUUUAUGUAGUAAUAAUAAUUUGUCUUAAAAACGCAAUUUAACAAUUAGACAUAUGCUGAAAUAUUAUCAUUAUAUCAAUAAUAUCAUUUAAAAAAUUGUUUAUUUGAACAUAAACAAAAACUCGUCAUGUGACGUAGGCUGUUCGUCUGCAUUUGGCGGUUUCCUUUCGAUGAGUUCGAGAGUUGCAAGAAGUGGCUAGAAAAUGCCGGGUAAAUGUUCGUUUAAUGUUGCGUGGUUAAGUAGUGAGAAGUAUAAAAAUUGGUUAGCAGCGGAUAGUGACGCCUCACGAGCAAGAUGUAAGCUAUGUAAAAGAAGUUUUGAUGUCAGCAACAUGGGAGAGGCUGCUCUCGCUAGUCAUGCAAAAGGCUUGAAGCACGUUAAGUGUGAGAGUAUGGCGAGAGAAGGCUCGCUCGAUAGUUUCUUCGGAACCCGCGGAGCACAAGGAGUGAGGCCACCAACACCUCAGUCGCAGUGUCACCAAUCGACGUUAAACUUGACACCAGCUCCAAUCGCUUUGGCAACAUCUAAUGCCGAAAUCCUGUGGGCUCUGAAGGUGGAGACAUCGCAUUACUCGUACAAUUCCUGCAGUGACAUUGGACCACUCUUCUCGAAAAUGUUUCCAGACAGUGAAAUUGCGAGGAGGUUUACAUGUGGCAGCACAAAGGUAGCCUACCUCAGCACAUUUGGCAUUGCACCUUACUUCAAAUCUCACUUAGUCCGAGAGAUAUCUAGCAGUGGUGUAGUCUACGUGAUACGCAGGUAUACGCCGUAUGCCCACUGGAAAAGCUCAACGAUUUCCGUAUACUCACUGAAGAGCUCAGUGAUUUGCGUAUGCGCAUACGCCUACCGAAAAAUAUAUUUGUUAUUUGAACUGGCCAAACCAACGUCAACAUUGUCAGAUGAAUGUUCCACAGUUCCAUUCCUAAAUGCCUGUGUCCACCAAACGCGCUUUAGCGCUACAAGCGCCUAUUCAAUUCAAAUCCUAUGGGCUUCAUUUAUUAGACGCUGACAGAGCCCGACUCAGCACUCAAGCCAUUGCGAGUUGAUCCAAGAGCAGAGAAUUGACCCUUCCGGGAGCUCCGCUCCCCAUAGCAACUGUUGCUUUGUCAGUCAAGCCAGCCGUCUGUAGACCCCUUCGCAGUAAACGUCAUUAAUAAGUAAGAGUAAAUUGCACGCGCAACCUGGACCCAAAAAAGACUCAGCGACGGUAGAGACGAGAAGAAAGAUUUGGAAGAAAUGUCUAGUUGUUGUGUUGUCGGGUGUCAGAAUCGUAGCAGUGAUGGGGUUAAAAAUGUACAGAAUUCCAGCAGGAUCUCACCCAUUCCAAAAAAAUCGCCGACGUCUAUGGCUACAAGCCAUCAAACGUGUAGACUGGGAUGAAAGUGCUAUCAAAAAUGCGCGGGUUUGCAGCGCCCACUUCAUCACAGGUAAGAUCAGGCUAUUUAUUAAAUCUUUCUUUUUUAUUCUUUCUAGUCUUCGUUUAUUGAUGUAGCAAAAUACUUUGGUAACGUUUGUCUGAUUAGCUGGGUCAUUGUUACACAAUGUAAUGAAUAUUGUUAGCAUGUUAACUUAGCUUUGCAUGCAAUUUUGUUUGUAGGAGAGGUCUCGCUUGACUCAAGCAGUCCAGAUUUUGUGCCAUCGUUAUUUGUGCAUGCCGAAAAUCACAAUUUUAAAGCAAGGAUGGAAAGGUAAAAUUGUGUGCCCUCACUCUAAAUGCCAACUUGCGUUGACUGCUCUAACCUAGCUCCCGCCCCGUUCAGUUUCAUUUCUGCUCUCUGCCUCUCGCUUUUUACGCAGCUCUGAUUUCUCUUAGCUGCACUCUUUACACUAUCAUUAUGGAUAUGUUGGAUGAUGUAGGCACAAAGUUUUUCGUGGGUGUACACUGAAGUCUUGUCAAUAAGGUACAAAUGUAUAUCUGGCCACUGUAUACCAGGGAACUUACUAACAUCAUCCGUUCACUCUUUAAUUAAAUACGGAUCCGGUAGCGAUGUCCACUUGUUAGAGUUAACUUAUUUAUGUAGCAUUCUCGAUCUUGUAACGACAAUUGUUUUGCAUAAUCUGACCGCUCAUAAUGCCGGUCUAUGGGCAGCGCCAUUGUUUGAGUCCAGGCUGCGCGCGCAUCCUAGCAACGGUCGGUUUGUUUACAAACAUGCGAAGGGGUCUAGUUGCUAAGCAACAGUGCUUAUUCAGUCAUGACAGACCACGCGGCAUUAUCUAGCAUUCAGUCAAGCUUGCGAAAUCAUGAAACGAAAACAAACGACACUAUUUCAGUGUUUUCAGAAGUGUCCUCAGCCAUCACUCUGUAACACAACCAAGGAGGCAAUGCAGACCUCAAAUGCCAGAAUAUAAAAACACCUGGAAAGUCCUGUAGACCUUUUUUGCAGGGCUUGUGGACUAACACACUGAAGGACAUUGCGUAUUUGUUAAUUAAAUUAAUUUUUUCUUCUUUGAAGCAAACAUUUGUUUUAGCACAUCUAGGAUGUUUUCUUGUUCAUUUAAGCUGAUGUGCUGAAUAGAUAAGAAAUAAGAAAUGCAUUUAAUAUGUUAAAAUAUAUUAUUGUGUGAUGUGUGUUUAAUUUACAUGUCAAUAUGUCAAAUUUUCUUGAUACAUGAAAAAUAAAAAAAACAAUGAUGGAAAAGCCCACUUAUCUCAA
Messenger RNA from Neoarius graeffei (lesser salmon catfish), 9051 nucleotides. RefSeq names its product NACHT, LRR and PYD domains-containing protein 3-like. Bases 544 to 4953 code for a protein of 1469 amino acids. The transcript has 25 exons. Gene Ontology annotation, molecular function: protein binding. NCBI's taxonomy places the organism in Eukaryota, Metazoa, Chordata, Actinopteri, Siluriformes, Ariidae. The record is from RefSeq and is a predicted model, not a curated record.